This is a messenger RNA of Polychytrium aggregatum, 1158 nucleotides long. RefSeq lists its product as uncharacterized. The transcript is spliced from 2 exons. Lineage: Eukaryota; Fungi; Chytridiomycota; Chytridiomycetes; Polychytriales. The coding region runs from base 1 to 1158 and encodes 385 amino acids. Gene Ontology annotation, molecular function: protein binding. The record is from RefSeq and is a predicted model, not a curated record.
AUGCCCGAUCCAACCCAAACAUCGUUCAGCCACAACCCAGACAUCUUCGCCAUUGUCUGCUGCAACGACAGCUUCCAACUCGCCCUCGAUCACAUCACAAUCAAGACCCUCCUCCGAGUGUGCAAGCGAGCUCGUCCUCUCCUGAGCUCCAAGCUGCCUCGCUUCCGCAAGUGGUGCCAGAAGGCAAAACUCUACUAUCAAGACGGAGAGCCGUGGAUUCGCCUCACACCGAGUGACCAAAUCGCCCUCUCGCUACACUGCGAGGAUCCAGUCACAACCGACAGAUCCUGGCUUGAAAUUCAAUCUGAACAAGGCAAUGCUGCCGCGUCAUUCUUCCUGGCAAAUAUUGUCCAAAUCGAUCUCGAUUAUGGACCCUCGCUGAACAAUUCCGAGCGGCAAGCCAUCCAUCAGCAAAUCUUCCGCCUCUUCGAAUCAGCGGCCAACACAAACCACGCAAUGGCACAGUUCGACCUGGCCGAGUGUUAUCGCAACGGAACUGGAGUCACCCAAGACCAUACCAAGGCUGCCGGGCUCUAUCGUAGACUUGCAGAAUGUGGAAUAUCUCGGGCCCAAAUCGCCCUCGGCCGCUGUUAUGAGAGUGGUGAAGGUGUCGAUCAAGACUAUGAUACCGCCGUCGAAUGGUAUUCCAGGGCUGCCGAUCAAGAAAACGAGGACGGCCGUCUCCACAUUGUACAUCUCAUGGCCGUGUGUCUGUUCCUUGGAUUUGGAACAGACGAGGACCAGGAGAAGGCCGCGGUCAUCUUUGAGCAACUCGCCAACGAAGGCCACAGUGACAGCCAGUUUUGGAUUGGAGAGUGCUACCGUAGUGGGGGAGGGGUAUCAGAGGACGCCAAGAAGGCAUUCGAGUGGUUCAGCAGGUCCGCCGACCAAGGCAACUCGUAUGGACAGUGGCUGGUUGGAUUGGGCUACUACUACGGAUAUGGGGUCACCAAGGAUCACACCAAGGCAGCCGAGUGGCUCCGCAAGUCGGCCGAACAGGGUAAUCGAUAUGGACAGUGCCAUCUCGGUCACCGCUACGAGAAGGGCGAAGGUGUCCCUCAGGACACCGAUACCGCCGUCUUCUGGUGGCGCAAGUCCGCCAAACAGCGAUCGGGCAAUGCCAUCUUCAACCUUCAGUAUCUCGGCAAGUGGCCCUGA